AUGCUGCUGCCCAGCGACCUGGCCACGGCCUCCACGAACGCCAAGCCGCCGCCCGAGCUGCUGCAGCGCCUGCAGCUCAGCGUGCCCAUGCUGGCGCAGCUGCAGACGCAGAUCCAGAGCCUUGGGACCGCCCCCGGCAGCCAGCGCGACGCCUUCUACGUCGUGGACACGGCCGCCGUGGACGAGCGCUUCAAGCUCUGGCACCAGUACCUGCCCGAGGUGCGGCCGUACUACGCCGUCAAGUGCAACCCGGACCCGGCCCUGAUCGAGGGCCUGGCCCGCCUCGGAGCAGGCUUCGACUGCGCCAGCCAGACGGAGAUCAGCUCCGUGCUUGGCAACGGCGUCCCGGCCAGCGACAUCAUCUACGCCAACCCGUGCAAGCAGGGCUCGCAGAUCGCCUACGCGCAGGCGCACGGCGUCGACACCAUGACGUUCGACUCGCAGGAUGAACUCACCAAGAUCCACAGCAUCAACCCCAACGCCAAGCUCGUGCUGCGCGUGUACGUGGACGACUCCAACUCCAUCUGCCGCCUCGGCACCAAGUUCGGCGCCAUGGUGCACGACUGCCCGGACAUCCUGGCCCACGCCAAGGCGCUCAACCUCGACGUCAUCGGCGUCAGCUUCCACGUCGGCAGCGGCUGCUUCAACGUCGAGGCCUACUCGAACGCCGUGGCCCGCGCCCGCAAGGUCUUCGACAUGGGCCACGCGCUCGGCUUCAACUUCAACCUGCUGGACAUCGGCGGCGGCUUCCCCGGCUCGGAGAGCGCCCCGAUCCGGUUCGAGGACUGCGCGCGCGAACUCAAGAAGGCGCUGGCCGAGCACUUCCCGCAGGGCAGCGGCGUGCAGGUCAUCUCGGAGCCCGGCCGCUUCUUCGCCGCCUCCACGCACACGCUUGCGGUCAACGUGAUCGGCCGCAAGGUGGCCCCCACUUUUGACGUCCCCGGCCAGCCGCCCGUGCUCGCCAGCGCCGCGGCCGCCACGGGACAAGUACCCAACUAUAUGUAUUUUGUGAACGACGGCUUGUACGCCUCGUUCAACUGCAUGGUCUACGACCACCCGUCGAUCCAGCCUGUGAUUCUGUCGGAUGCCGCCUCGCCGGACGCCACGCCGAUGCACAAGGCCAGUAUCUGGGGCCCGACCUGCGACGGCAUGGACUGCAUCAUGAAGGAGGUGCAGCUGCCGCUCAUGGACAUCGGCCAGUGGAUCCUGUUCCCGAGCAUGGGCGCCUACACGUGCGCGGCCGGCUCGGACUUCAACGGAUUCCAGCGCCCCCAGAAGAUCUACUUCGACUCGAACUUCGUGGCGGAUGACCAGCAGCAGUUUGUGCACUAA
Molecule: messenger RNA, 1332 nt
Organism: Phytophthora sojae
Lineage: Eukaryota; Oomycota; Peronosporomycetes; Peronosporales; Peronosporaceae
Exons: 1
Coding region: 1-1332 (443 amino acids)
Cellular component (GO): cytoplasm
Molecular function (GO): ornithine decarboxylase activity
Source: RefSeq, a predicted model, not a curated record